Molecule: messenger RNA, 1432 nt
Organism: Oncorhynchus keta (chum salmon)
Lineage: Eukaryota; Metazoa; Chordata; Actinopteri; Salmoniformes; Salmonidae
Product: transcription factor HES-5-like
Exons: 2
Coding region: 551-1036 (161 amino acids)
Biological process (GO): regulation of neurogenesis; anterior/posterior pattern specification; regulation of transcription by RNA polymerase II
Cellular component (GO): nucleus
Molecular function (GO): RNA polymerase II cis-regulatory region sequence-specific DNA binding; protein dimerization activity; DNA-binding transcription factor activity, RNA polymerase II-specific
Source: RefSeq, a predicted model, not a curated record
UGCGCAUACGAAUAACAAUCAUAACUAUAACUUGUAUUUAAAAUAGCCAAAUCAAACAUUGUGUAAGGUUGAAUGAAUUCAUCAAACUAACUCAUUUUUUUUUUUUUUAAUUGCGGGAAAAAGCAUACAGAAGCAACGCCUCUUGAUCCUGAAUAAUCUUCUGGAAACCCAUUUACUUACUCAGGAUUUGUUUCCCGCCUUUUGGGUUUGACGGUGAAUGGAGCAACAUUUUAGUGUGCAGUCGCAAGGAACACAGUCAAAUAUUUCAGAGCAUUUACUCUAUUGCACAGUCCACCUGUUCCCUUGGGACACGGUCAUUGUCCCAAAGUAAUAGACAGUCAAUUUAGCAUGAAGUAAUGGAACCCUCUUUCUUUGUACUGUCCGCGUUCCUGAUUGGCCAGCAAGUGUGGGAAACCUGUCAAACUGAGACCCACACGGGUUUACAGUGUGAGGGGUGUAUAAAUACGGAAGCUCUGUAGAGGUGGUCAAACCCCACUUCUAACAUCCGCAACUAUCUUUACUAAGCACAAACACCAACUGACCAACAGCAAUGGCUCCUGUCAAUAUGUGCAACAUUGUGAGGACCACGAAAGAUAAAAUCAAACUGAGAAAACCAGUGGUCGAGAAGAUGCGCCGAGACCGCAUCAACAGCAGCAUCGAACAGCUCAAGUCACUCCUCAAAACCGAACUUCAAGCACACCAACCCAACUCUAAACUGGAGAAGGCUGACAUUCUCGAGACAGUUGUGUUUUACCUGAAAGACAAUAGCACGCGCCCUGCUUCUUCAUUCAACGUAGCGUCACCUGUCCAGAGCUACGCGGAGGGAUUCACCCGCUGCCUGGAGGAGACGCUGCGUUUCCUCUCAGCGCACAACCAGCCGACUGACUCGCAACAUAAACUUGUCGAUCACUUCCAUCGGGUACAGAAACUUGGCGAGAGAGUCGCGCUGAGUCCAAACCGCGCGACGGUCCCUCACAGCAGAACUCCGAAAUGUGUCACCGCAGGUGGAAGAGGGCCUUUGUGGAGACCCUGGUGAUGCGCAUAGCCUAUUUUGAGACGUUAAAUAAACGAGACUUUCGAUGUCAAAACCAGAUAAUAUGUUGGUCUAGCUGCACGACCAAGUAUGAUCUUUUGUAGGAAAUAAUUAUUCCCUUUAAAAUGUAUCUUUUGUUCGUAAAAGUUGAAAUUAUUGUUAUUAUUCUGUUUAGAAUGUAAAUUCCAUAUCCUGUAUUGUGCUAUUGCGCAUAUAUUUGUGACUUCACAAUUGUGAAGUAAACUAUUUUUUACAUAUUGUAAAAUAUAUUCAAGUAAUAUCUUGGUGUAUUUCUGGGAAAAGAGAGGAAUGAUAUGUUGCUGAAUUGUAAUGUGUCCUGAAACAAGCUGUGAUUGGAACAUUGAUUAUCACAUUGAUAUGGAAAUAUUCCCCAAUAAA